Yarrowia lipolytica CLIB122 is the source of this 1365-nucleotide messenger RNA. RefSeq lists its product as uncharacterized. Lineage: Eukaryota; Fungi; Ascomycota; Dipodascomycetes; Dipodascales. Gene Ontology annotation, biological process: peptidyl-lysine monomethylation. The record is from RefSeq and is a predicted model, not a curated record. Gene Ontology annotation, cellular component: nucleus. Gene Ontology annotation, molecular function: protein binding; protein-lysine N-methyltransferase activity.
AUGACAGACACGUUCGAAAACGACUCCAAAGCAUUCAGCGACUUUCUCGCCGGUGAUCUCAAGUACGAAAUCUCACCGAAAAUCGCUAUUCAUGACUACCGAUCUGACCACCAAGGUCGAGGAGUGAUUGCAUCCGAAGACAUAGAGGAGGAUGAGGUGCUGUUCAAGAUCCCCCGAAGCUCGUUUCUGUCGGUUGAGAAUGACCCCGAUUUCAUCAAACAGGUCCCCGAGGCCAAGAAACUCAACUCGUGGCUGCAAUUGAUUCUGUACAUGAUGAAGGCUGGCUCCAUGACUAAGUGGAAGCCCUACUUUGACGUCCUGCCCACCCAGCUGGACUCUCUCAUGAUGUGGACCGACGACGAGCUCGAGGGUCUCAAGGGAUCCAUGAUAGUCAAGAAGAUUGGCAAGGCUGGCGCUGAGGAGGACUACCAGGAAAAGCUGAAGCCCAUCAUUGAUGCCCAUCCCGAGUACUUCAAGGACUGUGAUACUUCUCUCGAAUCUUUCCACAGAAUGGGAGGUCUCAUUAUGGCCUACUCUUUUGAUGCUCCCGAUAGCUUUUCUGAGGACGAGGAGGACGAUGAGGACAUAGAGCAUGACGAUCUGUACAACGAGGGUCUUGUCAAGGCUAUGGUUCCCCUGGCUGACACCCUUAACGCCCACACUCGUUUCUGUAACGCCAACCUCAUUGCUGAAGACGAUGGAGGGUUCUCCAUGACUGCUAUUCAGCCCAUUAAGAAGGGUGAGCAGGUAUACAACACUUACGGCGAGCUGCCCAACUGCGACUUCCUGAGACGAUACGGAUACGUGGAGAACGAGGGCACUGAGUUUGAUAUUGUCGAGUUCUCUAUGGACGAAAUCUCCGAUUUUUACGCUAACAAGGCCUCUAAGGACCUCAUAGAGGAGGCCACCGAUCUUCUAGAGGACUGGCAGGGAGAGUACGAGAUUAUGGACGAGUACUUUGUGGUCGGGAAGACCGGCGAGAUCGAGUUUGAUCUCGCGUGCUUUAUUUCCUUCCUCGAGCUCAUCACCAAGGACACCUCUCUGUUGUCCAAGCUCAAGCAGGACAAGUCCCUGCGAAAGCAGGUCGUCAAGCAGUUGUGGAAGAAGUCCAACCAGGGUCUCCUCAUCGACGAUGCUGUCAAGUCCCUGACGGAACUCGUCGAGUCCAAGAAAAAGACCUACGGUGAGAAGUCUGACAAGACCCACAAGCACAAGAUGGCGUCAAUCGUGCUUGAAGGAGAGCUGGAAAUCCUUGAUAACAUUGUCAAGCGACUACCCGAGACUACCACAUACGUUACUGACGACAUUCUCACAAAAAAGCGGGCUUCUGACGCUCCCUCUGGUGAUGCUAAGCGAAAGAAGUAG